GGUGUUAUUGGCGCCAUUAGUCCUGACCACAGUCUCUGGACGUCUGAAUAAACCUCUGGCGGACUUUCAUCUGCUCACCUUUUUCUGGAUCUUUCCUCUUAAUCGUCUACCGAUAGCGUGCUGAGCUAUUAGUUAGCUUAGCUAUGAGCUAUUAGUUAGCUUAGCAUGCUAGCUGGAAACAGACCGAAGUUAGAAACACAGCGCUAGUCCGAGGUUAACGGAGAGAAACGGCGUUUUUAACGGGGUUUAUUUGGAGGAAACGUGUCUGUGAUUCAGUGAAGAUGUCUGAAGUCCUGCUGAAAUGUUUAGUGAAGCAGCGACUCACGGAGGCUGCUGAAGAGAUAUUUGGGCUGUUUGAAAGAACGAUAGCAGAGUACGAGGAGGAAGCUUCUAGAUUAAAAGAGGACAACGAACGACUGAAGAAACAUCUGCACGCUGUUUUCAACCCGGAAGUCCGCAUACAAAGAGCAGACCUCCAGCAGCUUCUUGUGAUUAAGGAAGAGCAGCAGGAGGAUCCAGAGCCCCCCAACGUUAAAGAGGAACAGGAGGACUCAGAGCCCCCCAACGUUAAAGAGGAACAGGAGGACCCAGAGCCCCCCAACGUUAAAGAGGAACAGGAAGACUCAGAGCCCCGCCCCACUAAAGACGAGCAGCUUCAAGGGCUGGAGAAGGCUCACAUGAAGGUCUUAUACACUCCUGUGAAAAGUGAAAAUGAUGUAGAGGAAGCUCUGUCCUCUCACCUUUAUCAGAGACAUACUAAACAGAUGGAGACAGAAGGUGAUGGAGAGGACAGUAGAGUACCAGAACCAGACAGGAACUCUUGUCUAGAUUGUCCCUCAGAACCAGAUAGCAAUGAAAAUACUGAAGACUCUUCUGAGCCGAAGGACAGUGAUGAUCGGAAGGAAACAUUUGGUUGCCUUAAAAAGAUGAAGGGACACAUGAUGACCCACACAUCAGGGAAACCUUUCAGCUGCUCACAGUGUGGUAAAUGUUUCACUGCAAGUGGAAGUCUUAAGGCACACAUGAGAUGUCACACAGGGGAAAAGCCUUUCAGCUGCUCAGAGUGUGGUAAAUGUUUCACUGUAAGUGGACGUCUUAAGAGACACAUGAGAUGUCACACAGGGGAAAAGCCUUUUAGCUGCUCAGAGUGUGGUAAAUGUUUCACUGUAAGUGAAAGUCUUAAGAGACACAUGAGAUGUCACACAGGGGCAAAACCUUUCAGUUGCUCAGAGUGUGGUAAAUGUUUCACUAAAAAUGGAAGUCUUAAGGCACACAGGAGAUUUCACACAGGGGAAAAGCCUUUUAGCUGCUCAGAGUGUGGUAAAUGUUUCAUUGUAAGUGGAAGUCUUAAGAGACACAUGAGAUGUCACACAGGGGAAAAGCCUUUUAGCUGCUCAGAGUGUGGUAAACGUUUCAGAGAAAGCGGACAACUGAAGAAACACACGAGAUUUCACACAGGGGCAAAACCUUUCAGUUGCUCAGAGUGUGGUAAAUGUUUCCCCGUAAGUGGACGUCUUAAGACACACAUGAGAUGUCACACAGGGGAAAAGCCUUUUAGCUGCUCAGAGUGUGGUAAAUGUUUCAGAGAAAGCGGACAUCUGAAGAUACACAUGAGAUGUCACACAGGGGAAAAACCUUUCAGUUGCUCAGAGUGUGGUAAAUGUUUCACUAAAAAUGGAAGUCUUAAGACACACAUGAGAUGUCACACAGGGGAAAAACCUUUCAGCUGCUCAGAGUGUGGUAAAUGUUUCACUAAAAAUGGAAGUCUUAAGACACACAUGAGAUGUCACACAGGGGAAAAACCUUUCAGCUGCUCAGAGUGUGGUAAAUGUUUCACUAAAAAUGGAAAUCUUAAGACACACAUGAGAUGUCACACAGGGGAAAAACCUUUCAGCUGCUCAGAGUGUGGUAAAUGUUUCACUGUAAGUGGAAAUCUUAAGACACACAUGAUAUUUCACACAGGGGCAAAACCUUUUAGCUGCUCAGAGUGUGGUAAAUGUUUCCCCGUAAGUGGACGUCUUAAGACACACAUGAGAUGUCACACAGGGGAAAAGCCUUUUAGCUGCUCAGAGUGUGGUAAAUGUUUCAGUGAAAGCGGACAACUGAAGAAACACACGAGAUGUCACACAGGGGAAAAACCUUUCAGUUGCUCAGAGUGUGGUAAAUGUUUCACUACAAGCGCAUACCUGAAGACACACAUGAUAUUUCACACAGGGGCAAAACCUUUCAGCUGCUCAGAGUGUGGUAAAUGUUUCACUGUAAGUGGAAGUCUUAAGACACACAUGAGAUUUCACACAGGGGAAAAACCUUUCAGCUGCUCAGAGUGUGGUAAAUGUUUCACUGUAAAUAGAAGUCUUAAGACACACAUGAGAUGUCACACAGGAGAAAAACCUGUGCUCACGUUACAUGUUAUUUAGCUGACGCUUUUAUCUAAAACGACUUACAUUGCAUUAUAAUUUUUGCCUGGGGAGCAGUUAGGGGUUAGGUGUCUUGCUCAUGGACCCUUCGACAUGGCACAUUGGGCAGCCGGGAUUUGAACCACCAACCUUGCGGCCCCCAGCGCACUGCACAGUGUAGUAAAUGUUUUACUGCAUUUGGAAGUCUGAAGAGACACAUGCUGUAUCACACAUGGGAGAGACCUUUCAGCUGCUCACAUUGUGGUAAAUGUCUCGCUGUAAGCAGAAGUCUGAAGACACACAUGAGAUUUUACGCAGUGAAAAAAACUAAUUUGCUCAAAAUGUGAUAAAGGUUUCACUCAAGGUGGACAUCUGAAGAGGCAUCAAUAUCCACAUGAUAAGUUGUAAGCUUAGGAGAAACAUUGACAUUUGCAGCUUCUUUUCAUCCUAUCAGGGAGUUAGUCUUAUUGAGGUGGCCCUAUUGUUUCUGGAGUAAAACUCAUUCACAGAGGCUCUCAGCCAACGGAUUGUUAAUAUUUUAAUUAAUAAUUUUUCAGACUAGCUGCCACAACAUGAGUGUACAUCUUUGUCGUUCCUCCUGAGGUUUCUUUUUUUGGAGGAAUCUUUUUAUCUACCGAUGUGAGGGUUUUGGGACAGAGGAUGUUGCAUGAUUACAACCGUGAAGCCCUCUGAGGCUAGUAUGUGAUUUUGGACUUUAAAAUUAAUUGAAUUGAAGUCUCUUUAGGCAGAUGUUUAGUAAAUUCAUAUUCGAGAACACAUCUCCAAAGGUAAUUACAUCCUUCCAAUGAAUAACCUUAAGUUACGUUGUCUACUGUUAAAAUUGUAAUGUUACCCAGCCUUUUAUUGACCUUUUAACUUGUAGAAAUACAAGUUUGACUGAUUUAUAUGUUCCAUUUGUGUUACUGCAGGCUCUCCUGUCUUAAUUCUGUUGUUUUGCAUGUUACUUUGCUUUCACUUUGUUUUCCCUUUUUUUCAGGAAAUGUGUUGUUGGGAUUUAGAUUAGAUGUUUUCCUGGUUAUUUUGAUACUCAUUGUCUGUUCAUCUUCAUUUUGAGCUGAGUACAUAUUUGUAUGACAAAAUAAGGUAUCUGUGUAUUAAGAAACAAAACAAGAAUGAAAUCCUACUGUCAUUUUACAUUGCUGAGCGAGAAGAAGUGCUGAAAAUUAUAUGAAGGCAAUACAUUUUAAUUUUUUUGCAUAAGUGAAUAAAUGUCGAAAAAUCAAUUGGGCUUUGUCUAGUUUCAAUUUUCAACCCACAUAUUGCAUAUGGAAAAUAAUAAAUUAAAGGCAGCAUAAACUUAAUUACCUAAAAUAAUUUAGUGUUUUUAUUUUGUAAGUUACCCCACCAUGGUGCAGCAGAACCCACAACGAGGUAGAAAUGCUGUACUAAUUUACAGGGACACAUGAUUCUCAGCUUGUAAAGUGAAGGUGGUCUGGUGGAAUAAGAAAAAAAAGAGGGGUGGAAAUGGCAAAAGUCCUUAGAGAUGGUUGUUAAUAUGUACAAUGGAAGAACAAAAACAAAGCUAUAAUAGUAAUAAAUAUGGAAGAAAAUGAAAGAUUUAGAAAAGAUUGUUGGUGAAAAUCAAGUUAUUGGUGGUGUGUUUACAGGUAUUCCGGACGGUGAAGAUCUUGAAAAGCUUAAACAGUAUGCAUGGGGGAGAAGUGAGCAGAGUAAAGUGAUCACUAUCAAUUCAUGUGAAAGAGUUGACCGUUGAGCUUCAGGGGACCGUUCUGUCAGAAAGAGUUAAAAUGGGAUGUAUGAGUUUCCAGGUGAGGCCCUACAUCCCUCCCCCACUGCGCUGCUACAAAUGACCGAGGUAUAGCAGCAAUGGGAAACAGAGGUGUCCCAAGUGUGGAGAGGACCAUAGAGCUGAGGAUUGUCAGGAUAAUGUGCAGCAUAAAUGUUGUAAUUGUGGGGAGCAACACAGGGUAACAUAUGGUCGAUGUGAAGUCAGGAAGAGGGCGGUGCAUAUCCAGCAGGAAACAACUCAAAGCUAUUCAGGGCAAACAAAGUUUUAAGAGAAGAGGCAGGUUUGUCCAAUAAAUUGUACUGACCAAAUCAGAGAAAAUUAAUGUAAUAGUGAGGGGAGCGGAGAAUUUGUUUUGACUUAAAAGGGGCAACCUGGGAACA
Pungitius pungitius (ninespine stickleback) is the source of this 4547-nucleotide messenger RNA. Its product is annotated as oocyte zinc finger protein XlCOF6-like. NCBI's taxonomy places the organism in Eukaryota, Metazoa, Chordata, Actinopteri, Perciformes, Gasterosteidae. Gene Ontology annotation, cellular component: nucleoplasm. Gene Ontology annotation, molecular function: RNA polymerase II cis-regulatory region sequence-specific DNA binding; DNA-binding transcription repressor activity, RNA polymerase II-specific. Bases 282 to 2417 code for a protein of 711 amino acids. The transcript has 2 exons. The record is from RefSeq and is a predicted model, not a curated record. Gene Ontology annotation, biological process: regulation of transcription by RNA polymerase II.